Tripterygium wilfordii is the source of this 377-nucleotide messenger RNA. Its product is annotated as arabinogalactan protein 20-like. Bases 85 to 294 code for a protein of 69 amino acids. NCBI's taxonomy places the organism in Eukaryota, Viridiplantae, Streptophyta, Magnoliopsida, Celastrales, Celastraceae. The record is from RefSeq and is a predicted model, not a curated record. The transcript has 2 exons.
CUCUUCCCCCAUCCCAGGGGCUUUUCACAAUCUCUCCGACUCUGUCUCUCUCUGCAGAUAAAAGAAGAAGAAGAAGAAGAAGAAAUGGGAAGAGCUCUUGUUUUGGCUAUCCUGGCUCUUGUUCUGGUAUUUGUCACGCCUUAUGUUGAGGCCCAAUCUAUGGCUCCUGCUCCGGCUCCUGCCAGCGAUGGAACUUCGAUUGACCAGGGAAUUGCAUAUUUGCUGAUGAUUGUUGCGUUGGUGCUUACAUAUCUCAUCCACCCACUCGAUGCAUCUUCCUACCAUUUCUUUUAGAAUUUUAUAGAUUAUUAUUAUAGCACACCACUUGGUGUUGAAUUUGAGUUUAGAGUAGCAGAGCAAUGCAGAUAUUGUUUGAA